UUCACCUCCUGUCCAUCAGGGGCGCACAUACACACACAAACACACAGAGUCGACCCACGAGUCAAAAUAACGUUGUGAGCACUGAUGACCAACAUGGCGACGCCUAUGCAUCGAUUAAUCGCUCGCAGACAAGCGGAGGCGAAUAAGCAGCAUGUUCGGUGUCAGAAGUGUCUGGAACACGGCCACUGGUCCUACGAGUGCACUGGGAAAAGAAAAUACCUGUACAGACCUUCCAGAACCGCCGAGCUGAAGAAGAAGCUGAAGGAUAACUCCGAUAAAGCAGCCAGUGCUCCUGGAGAUGGACCCGUGGUGCUGAGUGAGAAGAAAACCAAGAAAAAAAGGUCUAAAUCAUCGAGCAGUUCCAGCAGCAGCAGCAGUGACUCGGAGAGCUCCACCAGCGACUCGUCAGACAGCGCUGACUCGUCCAGCUUGUCCUCCUCCGAUGAUGAAGACAGCAGCAGUGACAGUGAGGACACAUCCAGCUCUUCCUUGUCCUCGUCCUCCUCUUCCUCCAGCUCUGACUCAGACUCGUCCAGUGGUAACAGUUCAGACCAGGGUCCUCCCAAGAAGAAGAAAAAGAAGAAAUAAAGCCCUGACCCGGGUGUGUUUCCAGUCUUCAGUUGUUUUAUGGAACUCUGAUUGUGUCUUUGGGGAAAGAAACCCUUUUUUUUAAAUCCAUCACUUUUCCUUUCCUGAGUUUACUGAAGAGGUGCUGCUGUGAUCAGGACAAAGACUGGCGUCCUUUCGCUUCAUCUGCGGGGAAGGAAACCAAAUUAAGAGAUCCGAUAAAUACUGUUAUAACUAAUUGUUACUACCAGAGAAAUGUUCCUUAAAUCUUUACCCUGUUUUUACUCUUUAUUCUUCUGUUUUUAUUUCUUUUCUUUGGUAGAUUUCUGUUUGUGGUAGAUGUUUUUCCUGGAAACAAACCUGCAGAUUGUUUUAUUUCAAUCUUUAUGAUGAAUAUCUGAGGUGUGUGUGUGUGUGUGUGUGUGUGUGUGUGUGUGUGUGUGUGUGUGAGUGAGAGACAGAGACAGAGACAGAUCGCUGAUGAGACCAUCUGAAAAACUGUAUGCAGCUUUUUUUUUUGUUGUUACACAGGAACUUUUUUCAGCUCACAGACGGAAAUCCUGACUGUUUGGUUACGAAACUGAAGAAACUCCACAUCUUUUUAUUUUUGUUGUUGGAAUCAAUUGAGAUGAAAUUAAAGAAUGUAUUUGUCGCA
This is a messenger RNA of Silurus meridionalis, 1222 nucleotides long. RefSeq names its product zinc finger, CCHC domain containing 10 (gene zcchc10). Gene Ontology annotation, molecular function: zinc ion binding; nucleic acid binding. NCBI's taxonomy places the organism in Eukaryota, Metazoa, Chordata, Actinopteri, Siluriformes, Siluridae. Bases 85 to 588 code for a protein of 167 amino acids. The record is from RefSeq and is a predicted model, not a curated record. The transcript is spliced from 4 exons.